AAAAAAAACAUUAUGAGUUUUUAACUAAGAUCUCUGUUUUGUUCUUAUGUGCUGAGAACAAAAGGAUCGUGGUGAACUGAAAUGCAAGAGUUUUUAAAGCUCUUAUCUAUAACUUUGUGCUCUGCUGCUCUAUGCGAUAAAAAGAUGGUGGCCUUUGGGAAAUAUUUGCAGCGGAAACAAAUUGAAGAAUGGAGAGGCUAUUACAUCAAUUACAAAUUGAUGAAGAAGAAAGUGAAGCAAUAUGCUGAGCAAAUCCAAGGCGGAUCUCAACAUCCUCGCCAUGUUCUCAAAGAUUUCUCAAGGAUGCUCGAUACUCAGAUUGAGACAACUGUCCUUUUCAUGUUGGAACAACAAGGGUUGCUCGCAGGGCGAUUAGCCAUAUUGAGGGAAACUCAUGAUGCUAUACUUGAGCAGCCUGANUAA
Camelina sativa (false flax) is the source of this 423-nucleotide messenger RNA. The record is from RefSeq and is a predicted model, not a curated record. Lineage: Eukaryota; Viridiplantae; Streptophyta; Magnoliopsida; Brassicales; Brassicaceae.